This is a messenger RNA of Sesamum indicum (sesame), 2353 nucleotides long. RefSeq names its product glucan endo-1,3-beta-glucosidase 2. Gene Ontology annotation, molecular function: hydrolase activity, hydrolyzing O-glycosyl compounds. Gene Ontology annotation, biological process: carbohydrate metabolic process. The record is from RefSeq and is a predicted model, not a curated record. Lineage: Eukaryota; Viridiplantae; Streptophyta; Magnoliopsida; Lamiales; Pedaliaceae.
GCCCUGAAAUUGUAAAACGAAAAACAAAAUAACUAAGGUACUUAUUUGACCGUUGAAACCAGCUGUAUUCCCGACAACCUCAGAGAUCGUGUCAUCUUAUGGCACAUUUGGCUCUGUUCUAAAAACCUCCCCACCCCCAGACUAGUAAAUUUUCCCCUUGCAAGAAUACAAUGCUACACGCAUUAAUCCCACCCAGCUCAGGAAAUAGCAGCCCGUAACGGCUACCAACAAAGUGGUUUUCUUCACUCGAGGCACAAACUAUGGGACUGUAAAAAGCUCACUUCCAAUACAAACAAAAAAUUAUAUAUGUAUGUCUUCUAUGUAUGGGAUGGGAAGAUGAAAGAAAAGAGAAAAAAAGCAGGGGAGAAUAGGACAGAGUGAAGAUGAUUCUGUAGCCGUUGGAUCCAUCUGACACAGCCUUUUUGGUGAUUGAAUCUCUCUCUCUACCAUCUCUCCUUCUCUCUCCUAAAAUAAAUACCGUCUUCAUCACUCUGCCCAUACUCUUUCUUGAAACUCCCUGCAAGCUCUUUUGCUCUUUUCAUUUCAUCCUCCCACCAUUUCCUUCUCAUCCGAGGUUUCUUGCUUUUUGGGAGUAUUUAGGUUGCAAGACUCUGAGGAUAUGGCAUUGUUGUUGCUUUUUGUUUUGGUUUUGACACUCUCAGCAGCUGUUUCUGCUGAUGAAGAUGCAUUUAUUGGAGUUAACAUCGGAACGGACCUAUCAGACAUGCCACACCCGACUCAGGUGGUUGCACUUCUCAAAACCCAACAAAUCCGGCACAUCAGGUUGUACAAUGCCGACCGAGGGAUGCUUCUUGCACUUGCCAAUACAGGAAUCCGAGUUACCAUCUCGGUGCCCAACGAACAGCUUCUAGGCAUCGGUCAAUCCAAUUCGACUGCUGCUAAUUGGGUCUCACAAAACGUUGUGGCCCAUUAUCCCGCCACCAAUAUCACAACAAUUUGUGUUGGUUCGGAAGUUCUUACAUCUCUUCCUAACGUUGCACCCGUUCUAGUCAAUGCCCUCAAAUAUAUUCAUUCAGCCCUUGUGGCAUCCAAUCUCGACCGGCAAAUCAAAGUAUCCACUCCUCUUGCUUCGUCCAUUAUCCUCGACUCCUUUCCGCCAUCUCAAGCCUUCUUUAACCGGUCAUGGAAUCCAGUAUUAGUCCCUAUGCUCAAAUUCUUGCAGUCGACCGAUUCCUAUUUCAUGCUCAACAUAUACCCAUACUUUGAUUACAUGCAGUCAAACGGUGUGAUUCCAUUAGACUAUGCACUCUUCAAGCCUCUUGCCCCAAACAAAGAAGCUGUAGACGCAAACACACUUCUUCACUAUUCCAACGUCUUUGAUGCGAUGGUUGAUGCUGCAUACUUCGCCAUGGCUGAUCUUAACAUAACCAACAUUCCUGUUUUGGUGACUGAGUCGGGCUGGCCGUCGAAAGGCGACUCAAACGAACCAGAUGCCAGUUUAGACAAUGCCAAUACUUACAAUAGCAAUUUGAUAAGGCACGUGUUGAGCAAGACCGGAACUCCUAAACAUCCUGGUAUUGCUGUUAGUACUUACAUUUACGAGCUCUACAAUGAAGACAUGAAGCCAGGGCCUUUGUCGGAGAAGAACUGGGGGUUGUUUGACUCGAAUGGAGUUCCGGUUUACAUUUUGCACUUGACGGGCUCUGGAUCAGUGUUGGCGAAUGAUACAGCGAACCAAACUUAUUGUACGGCAAAAGAUGGUUCGGAUUCGAGAAUGUUGCAGGCUGCUUUGGACUGGGCAUGCGGACCAGGUAAGGUGGAUUGCUCGCCGUUGCUGCAGGGACAAGCAUGCUAUGAACCAGACACCGUGUUUGCGCAUGCAACAUACGCAUUCAAUACCUAUUACCAUCAGAUGGGGAAGACUCCUGAGAGUUGUGAUUUCAAAGGGGUGGCGACCAUCACUACCACGAAUCCAAGUCAUGGGUCAUGCAUAUUCCCUGGAAGCAGCGACAGGAACGGCAGCCUUCUGAACAGCACGAUUCCGGCAAUGGAUUCCAAAAGCUCAGGCUUUCCUGUGUAUGGCAGUGCAUUCUACACAGUGAACACUCUAAUCAUUGGAGUACUAGGAUGGAUCGCAGUUCUGUUGUAGCUCGUUAUAUCUGAAACUAGGUCGACGACCGCGGCAACCUGAAGAAGUUUUGGCCAAGUUCCUCUAGCAAGAGGAUGUCAGGGGCAGAAGUCAUGCAAGAUUUUGAAAGAGUAGCUUUGUACAGAGAACAAGUUUAGAGAGCAUGUAUUUGUUGCAAAUGGACGAGGGGUGGGUGGGAAUUGUUGUAUUGAUGAGGUUUCUGUCUGAACAAUUUGAAAUUCUUUCUAAUGAGUAAAUUUCAUU